CUAUUGACCUACCGACUUUCUCAACUGCGUAUUUACUCCAUCACCCUGCAGCAACCGCCGACUACGCUGGCUAGGAAUUCAGAAUAGACUCAAAUCCGCCGAGUCUAUCUAAUUUACAUCCGCCAACGCCACAUCUCCGGCCUGGCGAAUUAGGCGACCACCAAGACUUCAAAUAUCGGCACAAUGGGUUCAGCGCCGCCGCUACCAACGCGGUUUCCGUGCUGGUGCAGAGCUGUAUAUUCAUGGGGAGGGGAGUCGCAACACGAUUUAGGAUUUAUUGAGGGAGACUUAAUAGAAUGUCUAAAUGCGGGGGAUGGAUCGUGGUGGACGGGUAGAUUGCGGCGCAACAAGACUGUCGGCGUCUUCCCUUCUAAUUUUGUCGAGGUAUUACCUCAAGAUUUUAGACCCGUUACCAGGUCAGCGAGUCCAUUAACAUCGAGUCACACCCCGAGUCCGACGAAUGCGCCUCAGAAAUCCAAGUCGCGAAUAUUUCGAAAGCCCUUCGAGGCUUACGCGAAAGCGCCUCACUACACAACCGCGAAACAGCCCGAGAUCAUAAAGCAACCCGAGGUAAUAAGGAAUAUCUCCAACACACCGCCUAGGAAGAAUUCCGCCAGUUCAUUUAGGAACAGUACACAUCAGGCUACUCGAAGUAUCGACCGCAAUCCGUCACCAUCAGAGCUUCAAAGACAUAAGUCUAAAGCACCUUCGCCUGCGCCCCCCCCUCCUCAAGCUAGCUCGUAUAUACCUAGAGCCGCAUCCCCUGCCCCCCCUUUACGCUCACCAUAUGGUUCCCGCAACCCUUCCCCAAUUCCGUCGCAGACAUACAAUUAUCAACGAGAACCUUCCCCAAUCCCUCCCCCUUCUCCAGCGCAGCACUAUGCAGGAUCGAGAGGACCAUCGCCGACCCCGUCGUUCAGUUUUAAACCGUACCGGCCUGGAGCAGAACGCGACUCACCUCCACCCCCUGCACCCCCGCCCCAUCGUCAUGUCGUCACUAGAGGGAACUCUAUCGCGUCAAAUGCAUCUUAUGAUAAUCGACGUCUCCAUGAAGGAUACCAUACACCUCGGGGUCCCUCCCCAAGCCCUCACUCCCCAGGUGGCGACGGUCUCACCCCUUCGCCGUUACGCGAAGCUAUGGACGGCGUAAUUGAGCAGUUAGACGCGUUAGGGAUGGCACGUGAGGCGGAUUCACCUGGGCCACCGUUAGACCCAUGGUCACCCGAGUCCUUCGACUUGGUCCACCACCGGACGAAGAAGAAAGGACAACAACCGAGACCGCUAACAUCCAUAGGCGUCCCGUUCCAAGAUUCGGGAUACGGGUCCUUCGACGGCAAUUCUGCCCAAGAUAAUACGUUUCAAAGUGGCAACUUCCAAGAGCAACCACUCCCGCACCUUAACAAUUACGUGGAAAGGAUGGAGACUCGCCUUCGAAAGAUGCAUCACAAAAGUUCAAGCGCAGGAAUCGUAGAACGUCAGAUUCAGCAUCAUGAAGAGGAUACUGGCCCUCCACCCCCACCGCCCCUCAAGAACCCUUUAUAUAGCAGACCCAAGUCUUCAAUAGGUGAUCACUUCUUUGGGGACCGUAAAUCAAUCCGCAAACAGAAGUCAUUUUACGACAUCGGACAGCAGCUGGACAGAACAGGAACGACAAAGACUAAUUCAACGAAUGCUUCUUCGGGUAAUCAGAGCGUAAUGACGGAUAGCACAAAUCGAAGUCUGAUGAGUGGCGUGUCCGCGGGAGGGAUCAGCGCCACCAGCGCUGGUAGCCUGGCUAGGAAGCACAAACGAGCACGGAGCGCGCUGGGAUUCAGGGACGGCGAUGACGAGGAGGAGGACUGGGAUGGAAAUCGUCCAACUACGCCAUUUACCGGGGUAUCGUACCACCCAAGUCACUCUACAUCAGCAUUGCGUCCCCGGUCGCAGGUGGCCUUCCACGAGGACGGAAUUGCUCCCAUUGGAGGCCUUGUGCAGCCUAGCAGCGCCAAGCCCAAGAAGCAAAAUUUCAUUAAGAGAAUUCUAGAGGCAACGAAAACCGGCGUAGCUAGUGGUCGCAGUAGUAUUGCUGUAAGCCCUAGUCCCGGGCAAGUUUCGCCGACUAAACGCUCGAUGGGGCUUGGGUUAUCAGCAUUUGCAGGGGCUAGCAGCACAAACUUGCGAGACCCAGCCUCGGAUAUGGUGGCCAGAAAUGAUGGGGAUUGGGUUCAAGUACGAAGAGAUGUCAACCGAUCAAAUACGUUAAGCAAGAACGAGCGCAACGAGCGACGAGAUCGAUGUUUAAUGUUGGAUUAUCCGGCGAUAGAUCCUGUCGACGAGUUUCAUGAGAGCGUCGAAGGAGACGAAGGAGCUGACGGCAUGCCGGUCCGCGAACCCAUCAACUACCAGGUCAUAAAUCUGAGUCAAGUUGACAAAAAUUCUCGCUUCAUCAGCAGUCUACCGCCAAUGACGACAGCUGUGUCUCUUGCGACAACCUACGUUUGUAGACCGUACAAAAGUGACGUUCAACGUCUUCGGGCAAUUUUCACCUGGGUUGCCGAGAAUGUGAAUUGGGAGGACGACUAUGAAGGAGAUGUGGAUACGCGGCGGGUGAUCCAGACGAGGCGAGCGUGCCCCGAAGAAUAUGCUGUUCUUGUCCACGAGAUGUGUUCCGCAAUCGGUAUACACUCUGAAGUUAUUCGUGGCUACCUUAAGACUCCGGGAGAGGUUCCCGAAACGGGUAUAAUGCCUCGGUCAAACCAUUGGUGGAACGCCGUCAUUAUUGAUAAUGAAUGGCGUAUGAUGGAUUGCUGUCUUGCAAGUCCUACAAACCCACGCCGAAACCUGUACUCGAGCGCUAGUAAUUCUACCGCGGAGUCGUGGUGGUUCCUUACUCGACCUGUCGAGCUUUGCUGGACUCACAUUCCUGAGCACCACAGUCAACAGCAUAUCUGCCCGCCUGUAGCUCACGAAACACUACUCAACCUACCUGGUGUUUGUCCUCCUUUCUUCAAGCAGAUGAUCUCUAUGGUAGAUUAUAAUACGUCAUUAACCCGCCUCGAGGAUCUUGAGAUGGUACACAUCAAGUUCAACGUGCCUCCCGAUAUCGAAGUGGCAGCCGAAGUCGAGACCAAAGGGUUUUCACGAGAUGCGGACGGCGACUUCUUCGAAAGCGGCGAAGUAGUGAAGAAACGCGCGCUGGCGCAAGCCGACUGGUACGGCGGUAUCAAACGAUACACCGUAAAGGCGCUCCUUCCAGGAGACGAAGGCAGUGGCAUCUUGAAAGUGUACGCCGGCAAGCGUGGACUGAUGCAUAGUAUUAAAGACAUACCGCACCCUCUCGCAUUCGCCUUACCCAUUAUCCAUACGGGCGAAAACCCACCUUACGAAUUCGUUACUCGCCACCCGACACCGCACGCGCAGCGCCACGACAUCUACGUCGUUCAGCCGCAAUGUCAGCGGUUAGCGCUUAACAACACAUUUGUGUUCGUCAUCCGGCAGCACCCGUCUAGCCCGGCAGGCGGGACGGGCAGCAGCAACCCGGGAGGCACGAGCCCGGUGCCGUUUGCGCGGCCGACCAGCGCCAUGAGCAUGACUAGCAGCAGCGCGGCGGGGUCGAACCCGAGCUCGGCGACGGGCAGCAUCGCGGGGAAGAAGCCGGCGAAGCUAGCGAUCCAGACUCCGGGGGGCAAGAUCCUGCGGCUCAUGCGCAAAGAGGAGCGGAUGGGCCGGUCCGGGAUUGGAGUGGGCGGGCGAGGCGCCGCCGCCGCCGCCGACGAGGAGGCCAGCGACGGCGGCACCUGGGAGACCAUCAUCAAGUGCUCCGAGCGCGGCGUCUGGCGCGGCCUGGUGCUCGCCGACCGAACGGCGCGGUGGUGCGUGUUUGCCGAGUGGGUUUGCGUCUGAGGAGGGGAACUGGGAAGAAACAAAAUAGUAUGAUACGAUACGGAACCGAAAACCGGAUUAAACAAGAACGAACGGGAAAAGAAAGAAAAAAAAAGGAAACUAAAUUAAGCUGUCCAACCAAACCGAACCAAAUUAAAACCCCAUUUCAAACUCCGGGGUUUCUACUACUCUACUACUAAAUAUACUACUGCUAA
Messenger RNA from Daldinia caldariorum, 4076 nucleotides. RefSeq lists its product as uncharacterized. The transcript is spliced from 2 exons. Gene Ontology annotation, molecular function: protein binding. The coding region runs from base 184 to 3882 and encodes 1232 amino acids. Lineage: Eukaryota; Fungi; Ascomycota; Sordariomycetes; Xylariales; Hypoxylaceae. The record is from RefSeq and is a predicted model, not a curated record.